This is a messenger RNA of Nematolebias whitei (Rio pearlfish), 1710 nucleotides long. RefSeq names its product angiopoietin-related protein 5. The transcript is spliced from 7 exons. The record is from RefSeq and is a predicted model, not a curated record. Lineage: Eukaryota; Metazoa; Chordata; Actinopteri; Cyprinodontiformes; Rivulidae. Gene Ontology annotation, molecular function: receptor tyrosine kinase binding. Gene Ontology annotation, biological process: Tie signaling pathway; angiogenesis. Bases 293 to 1090 code for a protein of 265 amino acids.
GCACAAUUUGAGAAAUCAACGUGUUGAUGCUAACACGUCAUUAUUGGGAAAUUUGUGUGACCUUAUUUGUAAGAAAAUAAAGAAUGCGUUGUUGCAGUGGAACAGAAGAGGUCAGUGUUUGUGAAAGGGUCUGGUGCUCAGAUGUGUUUCCCACCCAGUCUGAGCAAUCAUAAAACAAGAGGAUUUCCUGUAACUGGGGAGUUGUGGUAGUUUACUCAGUGCUGCUGCUGUCGUACCGAGGUGCAGCUUCAGCUGUGGAAUCAGCUGCGAUACGGUACAAAGUUCACCCUCCAUGCAGGUCAAAAUGAAGGGUGUGCAUGGUUAUUGUUGGCUCUUUUUGGCCCUUCUUGUGAGCUGUUCAGAACAAGCUAAGCCACAAGGCCCCUCUUCUCAAGGAACAGACUGCACACAGAUUAAGACUAAAUCACCUCGAGCAACAAGUGGAGAAUAUUUCAUCAAGCCUUCUGGAGCGAAGACCCCCUUCAAGGUCUACUGUGAGAUGCUUUCAGAUGGUGGCUGGACUGUGCUUCAGAGACGUAGUGGAGGAGAGGUGUCCUUCCAAAGAAAUUGGGAUGCAUAUAAGAAUGGAUUUGGAAACCUGACACAGGAUCACUGGCUUGGUUUGGAGAUGGUUUAUACUCUGACUGAUACGAGAAUCAAGAAGUGGACUUUGAGAGUUGACCUGUGGGACUUUGAAAAUGGCACCGCCUACGCAGAGUACCAAAACUUCAAACUGGAAAAUGAGAAAUCAGCUUUCAAACUACAUGUUGGGAAAUACAGUGGAAAUGCAGGUGAUGCCAUCCGUGGAACCUAUUCUGGCAUGGAUGAAAAUGGCUAUGGCUUUAGCACCGUCGACCGGGACAAUGAUGGCUGCUCUCCAUGUAUCUUCGGUGACAUCGCUGAAUCACAGUGUGCCUUUUCAGAAGGUGGUGGUUGGUGGUACAGCAAAUGUGGCUCUGCUGCUCUAAACGGGGUGUGGCAUCCUUUUAAUCAACACAUUGGCUGGGCUUCAGGCCUCCACUGGCUCACCUGGAAACCUCCUGCACCUUAUUCCGCCAAGGCCUGCAGAAUGAUGAUCAAGUCUGGGUGAAUGACUCAGAACAACAAAGAUAAACCCCACUUUUUAAGAUGAUGUAUUUGUUACUGAUAUGCUUGGACAUAUGAAGGAAAAGUGUUGGAUAGAGAAUGUGAAAAAUUAGAAUUACUCCCCUGAUUUGUGCCUACUACCCCCAGAUGCAAUUUACCUGUAUAUUCAUGUUUCUGAUUUGUUGGGAGUUUUUCAUGCGAGUUGUCAGUCAGAGGAAAAAGGAUAAAGAAUAUGUCACAGUGAGGUUCUAGAAGGGUAGGUUUUAUUUGUGAACCAGCAUUAUUAACAACAUUAUUUGACUCAGUAUUUGAAUGCUUUCUCCAUUGGGCUGUAUGUCAUCUGGAUUACUGUGUGACACAGUUGUAGCCAUAAUGUGGUAGAAAAAUGUAGUGACAUGACUAUAGGUGCCUCAGAACACAUGUAGAAAAGAACACCAGUCUAUCCACUCCCUGAUACCAGGAUAACCUGUUCAUCAAAAGAUACAGCCUCCUGCUCUGAUAACGCUGGUGUCCUUUUACCAUUGAGAAACUGUGCAUGUGUUUUCUAGCUAUCUUAAAUCAUAUGUCACUCGCCACUGGUGUUUUCUGCUUAACAUUUCUUAAAUGUUAAAAUAAAACUCAACA